UUACGGAAAUGACUUUUGUUGAGAUAAAUAAUUGUUAAAUUAAUACCAACGUUGGCAUCGGUGGGUGCCCUGACAGGACGUUGACGUUCAAUACACGAUGUCAGAUCAACCUACCUGUCUUCAGAUAACAGAUUCGUUGGAAAGUUACCAUGUGGGAAGUUGUUUUGUUAAAGAAAUUUUCUGUGUAAAAAAUUGGACAUGUUAUGAUUUCUAAAGAAAAGUGGAUGUAUGCAUAAGCUGAGUUACAAUGGAGCACCCUUUUCUUGAUGAACUUUGCAACAAUGAUUUUAAGGAGAAGGAAGAUGAGAGUGUAAGUAAAAAACAACCCACGGACGUUGGCCCGUACUUAUGUAAAUUAUGUGGCAAGCACUUUGCUCACAAAGGAAACCUCAACAGACAUAUGAAACUGCAAGUAUGCGAUCGACCUUUCUCGUGUGAACGGUGUCGUAAGACUUUCGCCCAAGAAGAAAUGCUCUUUAAGCACAGAGAAAAACACACUCGAGAUAGGCCUUAUACUUGUGAGGUGUGUGGUAGGGGGUUUACCGAAAGAUCAAACUUGAGGACACACAUGAUGUAUCACACGGGAGAACGGCCUUUCUCUUGCGAAGUCUGCGGUAAAACUUUUGUUGGAAGAGGAAACCUAAAUAUCCACAUCAGGAAACACACAGGUGAGCGGCCGUAUUCAUGUGAAAUAUGUGGCAAGAGUUUUCCUCAAAAAGAGCAUCUCAACAAACACAUCAGAUGCCAUACAAGGGAACGGCCAUAUGUUUGCGAGUUGUGUGGAAAAACUUUCAUAGAACACGGACAUUUAACUACUCAUAGGAAGCACCACAAAGAGGAGCGACCGUUCAAGUGUGAAGUGUGUGGGAAGGGUUUUGUCGAGAGAUGUAACCUGAAACAGCAUCUGAGAAAACACACUGGGGAGCGACCUUAUUCGUGUGAGUUUUGUGAUAAAGAUUUUACGAGGAAAGGAAUUUUAAAUAUACAUCUGAGACUACACACCGGUGAGAGACCUUUCAUUUGUGACGUGUGUAACAGAGGUUUCACGCGUAAAGAUAAUCUGAAGCUGCACAAAAGACAGCAUACUGGUGAACUGCCAUUUGCAUGUGAUGCAUGUGGUAGAUGCUAUGCUGAAAAAGGAAAGCUUAAAACUCACAUGAGAAAACACACAGGUGAGCGACCAUUUGCCUGUAAAAUUUGUGGCAAAACCUUCACUGAAAAUGGAAAGCUCACAAGGCACAUGAGACAGCAUACUGGGGAACGGCCAUUUGAAUGCGGGGUUUGUGGUAUGAAAUUUAUCCAAAAAAAUCACCUCAAUAAACACAUGAGACGCCACAAUGGUGUGGGACCUGUUUCCAGAAGAAACGCUAAUACCAGCGGUAACAGCGAGCCGGAUACGUUGACAGGCAAAGUUGAAAUAAGUGAAAUUAUUUCUAUCCCAGAAGAGCUGGAAAACAUUUUCACUGACGGCAACAUUCCUGAUGUUGAUACAGAAUUGCACUGCCAGUCUGAUUUGUCUCUAGUGAAUUCUUUAUGUGAAAAUAAUGAACCUGAAGACUGCUUAUCAGAGAAUGCUUGUGGAACAAAUUUAAUGAGGCUUGUAGAUCCGUCAGAGAUAUCACGUGAGUUCAUUAAGAGAGAGUCUGAAGAUACAGAUAUCUCACUGGCUGAAGUGAAGGUAGAAGAAUCCUUAUUUUCUGACACACUUAUGAAUGUUUCAGUGUAAAUAUAAAUGACAAUUACUCAGGUGGUAAAUAUGAACUUGAUUAUUCUUAGACAUCAUAUUUCUUGAUGUGCAGAAGAGUAUUCUAUAAAGAUAUUAAAGUAAAUUUCAUUAUAGUAUUUUACAGAGGUGCAAUGUUUUUACUGUAUUUUAGAUUAUAGCAUAGGAACAAUCAUGUACUGUAUUCAGAAGGCGUAACAUGACUUAGUGUCAAAAUUACGUUCAUGAACAUUACUGUGUAUUACCUAGAGAAUUUUACAGUAAUUUCAAUGUUGCAAGAAAGACUUUAAUUUCAACUUAUUAAAUCUGGUUUAAUAUGUUUUAUGAAUUGAGAAGUUUCAGACUAUUAUUUAUCGAAAUUAAUUUGUAAUAUUUAUUAUAACUAAACUAAAGGGAGGCUGUGAAUUGCAGUAAAUUGACCACUAUACUUAUAAUGAUUCUGUACUGAAAGUAAUAAUGUAUUAAGUAAUGUUCCUCCUGUAACCUAUUGUAUCUUGCAGUAGGAACUUAAGUUAAAGAAUUUAUUUAUGUACAUACUUAAAAUAGAUUCUAUUUGUAUAUAUACACAGUAACUUAUGGUUAACUAAAUCCUUAUUUCUUCUUUGAGAAUACACACCUUCAUCCUAUGUAUAAUUCAGCAGAGAGUAUCUUUGUUUUGUAAA
This is a messenger RNA of Macrobrachium nipponense, 2385 nucleotides long. RefSeq names its product gastrula zinc finger protein XlCGF57.1-like. Lineage: Eukaryota; Metazoa; Arthropoda; Malacostraca; Decapoda; Palaemonidae. Bases 248 to 1726 code for a protein of 492 amino acids. The transcript is spliced from 2 exons. Gene Ontology annotation, biological process: regulation of transcription by RNA polymerase II. The record is from RefSeq and is a predicted model, not a curated record. Gene Ontology annotation, molecular function: DNA-binding transcription factor activity, RNA polymerase II-specific; RNA polymerase II cis-regulatory region sequence-specific DNA binding.